This is a messenger RNA of Hyaloscypha bicolor E, 263 nucleotides long. RefSeq lists its product as uncharacterized. The coding region runs from base 16 to 174 and encodes 52 amino acids. NCBI's taxonomy places the organism in Eukaryota, Fungi, Ascomycota, Leotiomycetes, Helotiales, Hyaloscyphaceae. The transcript has 3 exons. The record is from RefSeq and is a predicted model, not a curated record.
AAAAUGCGUUUCGCCAUGAUUAUUCUUGCCUUCGCGGCAACCUUUGUGGCAGCUGGUUGCCCAGGUGGCGAUGGCAAAUCUUGCUGCCCAGAUGGACAGUUCUCUUGCUCGGACGGUAUUGGCGCAUGUGAGUGUGUGCCUUGCGGACAAGAAUGUGCCGUCAACUGCUGCUGAGCGGCUUACGGAUAUAAUUCACAUUGGCGCGAGAAGGAAAAGACCGAGGAACACAAUGCAGCGGUCGUGUGGAAGAUGGUUGAAUCCGU